GUCCGGCCGCCCCUCCUCCUCCCCCGGCCUUCCCCUCCCGGGGCCCGCAGCCGCCGCCGCCGCCUGAGGAGACGGGACCCGGCUCGCCGCCGUCGCCUCCAGGAUGGACAGGAUGGCGGAGGACGGGCUGCGCCUGAACCUGCUGAAGCGCGGGCUGGAGCCGGCCGACGAGCGGGACGACGCCCUGGCCAAGCGGCUGAAGGUGGAGGGCCACGAGGCCAUGGAGCGGCUCAAGAUGCUGGCGCUGCUCAAGCGCAAGGACCUGGCGGGCAUCGAGGUGCCCCACGAGCUGCCCUCCAAGCAGGACGGCGCCAAGGCCUUCGAGGAGAAGCUCAACGGGAGCCUGAGGCCCCACGGCGGGGACGGGCGGACGGGCGGGCGGCCCGGCAAGGAGAACAUCAACGACGAGCCCGUGGACAUGAGCGCCCGCCGCAGCGAGCCGGACCGGGGGCGGCUCACCCCGUCCCCCGACGUCAUCGUCCUGUCCGACAACGAGGCGUCCAGCCCGCGCUCCGGCUCCCGCAUGGAGGAGAGGCUCAAGGCGGCCAACCUGGAGAUGUUUAAGGGCAAGGGCACGGAGGAGCGGCAGCAGCUCAUCAAGCAGUUGCGGGACGAGCUCCGGCUGGAGGAGGCCCGCCUGGUGCUGCUGAAGAAACUGAGGCAGAGCCAGCUGCAGAAGGAGAACGUGGUCCAGAAGACUCCCGUGGUGCAGAACGCGGCUUCCAUCGUCCCGCCGUCUCCCGCCCACGGCGGUCAGCAGGGCCUGUCCAAGCUGCCGGCCCGGCCCGGGGCCCAGGGGGCGGAGCCCCAGAACCUGAGGACGCUGCCGGGUCACAGCGUCAUCCGCUCGGCCACCAACGCGACCCUCCCCCACAUGCUGAUGUCACAGCGGGUCAUCGCUCCCAACCCCACCCAGCUGCAGGGCCAGCGCGGCCCCCCGAAGCCGGGCCUCGUCCGCACCGCCACCCCCAACAUGAACCCCCCCAUCAACUACCAGCCGCAGUCGAGCUCGUCGGCCCCGUGCCAGCGCACGGCGGCGGCGGCGGCCUCCUCGGCCAUCUACAUGAACCUGGCGUCCCACAUGCAGCCGGGGCCCGGGGCCCGCGGGUCGUCGCCGCUGCCCAGCCCCAGCGCCCUGGCCGACGCCGCCAACUCGCAGGCCGCGGCCAAGCUGGCCCUGCGCAAGCAGCUGGAGAAGACGCUGCUGGAGAUCCCGCCCCCGAAGCCGCCCGCCCCGCUGCUCCACUUCCUGCCCAGCGCCGCCAACAGCGAGUUCAUCUACAUGGUGGGCCUGGAGGAGGUGGUGCAGAGCGUCAUCGACAGUCAAGGGAAAGGGUGCGCCUCGUUCCUGCGCGUGGAGCCGUUCGUGUGCGCCCAGUGCCGCACGGACUUCACCCCGCACUGGAAGCAGGAGAAGACGGGGAAGAUCCUGUGCGAGCAGUGCAUGACUUCCAACCAGAAGAAGGCCCUCAAGGCGGAGCACACCAACCGGCUCAAGAACGCCUUCGUCAAGGCCCUGCAGCAGGAGCAGGAGAUCGAACAGCGGUUACAGCAGCAGGGGGCCCUGUCCCCCACCACCGCCCCGGCCGUGUCCAGCGUCAGUAAACAGGAGACCAUCAUGAGACACCACACGCUCCGCCAGGCCCCCCAGCCCCAGAGCUCUCUGCAGCGCGGGCUCCCCACCUCCGCCCGCUCCAUGCUGUCCAACUUCGCACAGGCGCCUCAGCUGUCGGUGGCGGGCGGCCUCCUCGGCAUGCCAGGUGUCAACAUCGCCUACCUGAACACGGGCAUCGGAGGCCACAAAACCCCCAGCCUGGCGGACCGGCAGCGGGAAUACCUGCUGGACAUGAUCCCGCCCCGCUCUAUAUCGCAGUCCAUCAGCGGACAGAAAUAACCCCAGCCCCGGACCCCCGGACCCUCCCCGGACCCCUCCCCGCCGCAUGCGGUCCCGGUCCCGGUGCCCGCCCCGCACGGAAAAAUGACCGGAUGAUAGAAACCCCCGCCGCCCCCCC
Messenger RNA from Ornithorhynchus anatinus (platypus), 2012 nucleotides. It is a transcript of the gene GATAD2B, whose product is annotated as GATA zinc finger domain containing 2B. Gene Ontology annotation, biological process: negative regulation of transcription by RNA polymerase II. Bases 104 to 1894 code for a protein of 596 amino acids. Gene Ontology annotation, cellular component: NuRD complex. Gene Ontology annotation, molecular function: sequence-specific DNA binding; zinc ion binding. The record is from RefSeq and is a predicted model, not a curated record. The transcript is spliced from 11 exons. NCBI's taxonomy places the organism in Eukaryota, Metazoa, Chordata, Mammalia, Monotremata, Ornithorhynchidae.